AUAAGUGAAAUGGCCAACCAAUCUAGUCCAACAGAGUUCCUUCUGAUGGGAUUUUCCGACGACCGUGAUGCACAGAUUUUACAUUCUGUAUUGUUUCUCUUCAUUUACUUGACAGCCUUAGUGGGGAAUUUUCUCAUCAUCACAGCUGUGGUCCUAGAUCACUACCUUCACAGUCCCAUGUACUUCUUUUUGACCAACCUGUCAUUUUUAGAUAUUUGCUACAUCACCACUACUGUCCCCAAAUCCAUAGCUAUUUCACUGACAAACAACAAAUUUAUUUCUUUUGCUGGAUGUGUCACACAGAUCUUCUUAGUGGUCACAUUUGUUGGUGGUGAGCUUGCUUUGCUCACAAUCAUGGCUUAUGACCGUUACAUAGCAAUCUGCCAUCCUCUGAAAUAUAGGCUAAUCAUGAAUUGGAAUGUCUGUAUCCAAAUGGUAGCUGCUUCCUGGAUAAUCAACCUCAUCCAUGCAGUAUUGCAAACCAGUUUCACUUUCAGGCUAGAUUUCUGUGGUUCUAAUAUGAUUGGGCAGUAUUUCUGUGACAUGCCACAGUUACAAAAGAAUUCUUGUAGUGACACUAAAGUUAAUCAAGUUCUGAUUUUUCUCAUUGGAUUAAGUGUGGACUCAUUUUGUUUUACACUCAUCUUUGCUUCCUAUGGCUACAUCUUCUCUGCUGUGCUGAAGAUCCCAUCUGUUCAAGGAAGAUAUAAAGCUUUCUCUACCUGCACUCCCCACCUGACUAUCUUUUCUUUAUUCAUAAUCACAGCAGUGUUUUCAUAUAUGAGGCCUAAAGCGCUUUCCUCUCCCUCUGUGGACUUGGUUUCCGCUGUACUGUAUACAGUUUUACCACCGGUUCUGAAUCCCGUCAUUUACAGCUUCAGAAACAAGGACAUCCAAGCGGCAGUAUGGAAAAUACCAAAAAAAAUAAAAAAAUCCAUAGCAUGA
This is a messenger RNA of Rhineura floridana, 945 nucleotides long. RefSeq names its product olfactory receptor 14A16-like. The coding region runs from base 10 to 945 and encodes 311 amino acids. The transcript has a single exon. Gene Ontology annotation, biological process: G protein-coupled receptor signaling pathway. NCBI's taxonomy places the organism in Eukaryota, Metazoa, Chordata, Lepidosauria, Squamata, Rhineuridae. Gene Ontology annotation, molecular function: G protein-coupled receptor activity; olfactory receptor activity. The record is from RefSeq and is a predicted model, not a curated record. Gene Ontology annotation, cellular component: membrane.